UUUCGCUCGUAGAGAAUUUGUCAAAAUCAGAUGGUAUUUCUAGUUCCACAUUAAAAAAACAUCUUUUUUUCGUGCGAUAAAAUAUUGUUCGGUAAUCCCAUUCUGGAGUACGUGCGAAAAAAAAAACGAUUUUCGAAGAAUCCAACAUUAACGGGAAAACAUUAAUAUCGGUUAGCAGUCGUGCAUCGCGAAAAAAUCCACCUUCCGACUCAUUUUCACAAUUAAAAUUUUUUUUCUCGGUUUUGUCGAUUUGCCGAAAAUAUCUUCAGUUCACAAAAAAUCAGUUGUUUCGAAUCAUUUAGCCUGGUAUGUGUGAAUUUCUAUGCGCGUAGUGCUGCGUGUAUGCCAAGUGGUGUUGUGUAGUGUGUUGGUUUGGUUGGUUGGUGCAGUGCAAUGUCUGAUAUUGGCAGCGGCGACGAAGGAGUUUCUGGCCAAAAAUAUAAUGCACCAAAUAUGGAUGGAAGCGGGGACUUCGAGCAGAAUGAUCCAUCAGGUCAGCAAGCCGAACAGGAACUGGCUACGAAAAUGCUGCAAAUUCAAUCAAAACGUUUUUACUUAGAUGUUAAGCAAAAUCGUAGGGGACGAUUCAUCAAAGUUGCCGAGAUCGGAGCUGAUGGUCGCCGAAGUCAAAUAUUUUUGGCUCUAUCAACUGCUGCCGAAUUUAGGGAUCACUUGUCGACAUUCAGUGAUUAUUAUUCAUCAUUAGGUCCACCGAAUCCCGAAAGUGUGCCUGACGAUGGAAAACUCAAAUCUGAAAUGAUGAUCAAAGAUAAUCGACGAUAUUACCUUGACUUGAAAGAGAAUGCGCGUGGACGAUUUUUACGGGUAUCCCAAACUAUUUCAAGGGGCGGUCCACGAUCACAAAUUGCCAUUCCAGCUCAGGGUAUGAUUGAAUUUAGAGAUGCUCUCACCGAUUUGUUGGAAGAAUUUGGAACGAAUGAUGGAGGUUUCAAAGGAGAGCUUCCUGAAGGCCGUCACAUGAAGGUGGAUAAUAAAAAUUUCUACUUUGACAUCGGACAGAAUAAUCGGGGAAUAUACAUGCGAAUUAGCGAGGUUAAAAGUAAUUUUCGUACCGCUAUAACAGUGCCGGAAAAAUGCUGGACCAGAUUCCGUGAUAUUCUAACCGAUUACUGCGAUAAAAUGAAAAAAUCAUCGGAUCCGUCAAAUUCUGCCGAUAAUAAUUUACAGUCGUCGUCAAACAGUCUAAAAUAAAAUAAUAAAUUGAGAGAAUGAAGAAAAUGAAGGCGAAGGAGGAGGAGUAUGAGAGUGACGAGCAGGAAAAACUAAACAAAUUUAAAUGAAAUUUUAAAUUAAAUUAAAAGAGAAAUUUAAAUUAAAGAAAUAAUAAAAAAAAAUGAAAAGAAAAUCUAAAUUGUUUAUGAACAUAAAAUGUUUAUAUUCAAAUAUUAAUUAAUUAAAUGAAUGUUUAUUUAAAAAAAAAGAGAAAGAAAAAUAACAGAAAUGAAUUUACCUAUAACAUUGCAAAUCAGAGAUGAGAAAAUAUAUUUAAAUGAAAAAUAAAAAGAAAAAAAAAUAUUUAAAAAAAAACCAAAAAAAUAUUAUUUAAACAAAAUGACAAACUACACUUCACUGACACACAAACAUACACACAGAGAUUGUAUUUGCUAAAUCAAAUCAACCAGAAUAUAAAUAAUAUAUUUACUUAUUGUACGUAAUUGGUUUUUUGUUGCGUAUUUAUUACCACAAAACAAUUUCUUUUAAAUUUGAAGUCAUUUCGUGCAUUCCUAUGUGGAAAUUCAAAUUUUAAGUCAAAUUUUAAAAAUAUUCAUUUCCUAGUUGAUAAAAUUUUCGUCGUUUUCUUAAAUUGAAAUCGAAAAUAUUUUUUCUUCGUUCAUUGUUAGAAGGAAAUUCAAUAAUUUAUUAAGAUCACAAUUGACACUGUUCAAUAAAUUUAAAUUUUUAUUACUUUGCAGGGUGUAAUUAAAAUGAUCUAAAUUGUACGUACCGCCACAGUCGGUAUUAAAA
Messenger RNA from Bradysia coprophila, 1986 nucleotides. RefSeq names its product transcriptional regulator protein Pur-beta-like. Gene Ontology annotation, molecular function: purine-rich negative regulatory element binding; DNA-binding transcription factor activity, RNA polymerase II-specific; RNA polymerase II transcription regulatory region sequence-specific DNA binding. Lineage: Eukaryota; Metazoa; Arthropoda; Insecta; Diptera; Sciaridae. The record is from RefSeq and is a predicted model, not a curated record. Gene Ontology annotation, cellular component: nucleus. Gene Ontology annotation, biological process: regulation of transcription by RNA polymerase II.